AUGUCUGCUCCGCAACCCCCAUAUCCCCUCCACGAGUCCGUCAAGGACUUGCUGGACCCGGAGUAUGUCGACUUCUAUAACAAGUUUGUCAUCAACAAUCAACAAGUCCACUACCAGCCCGUCGAGGCUUCACGCACCAGCGGUGUCUUGAUUCCUGGCGCCGGUCCCAUGCUCGAAGUCGGCAAGACGCAAGACUUGACUCUCCAACGUCGGGUCUCCGAGGGUCCUCCGGUCCCGAUCCGCUGUUUCACGCCCAAGGGCGACCAGCCCGCCGGCGGAUGGCCCGUCAUGCUGUACUUCCAUGGUGGUGGCUGGGUGCUUGGGAAUAUCGACACUGAAAAUGUCGUCUGCUCGAAUUUGUGCGUCCGCGGCAACUGUGUCGUGGUGACUGUCGACUACCGUCUCGCACCGGAGAACCCUUUCCCAGCGGCAGUACAUGACUGCUGGGAGGCACUACUCUGGCUUAUCUCUGAUGGUGCCACCGCAUUAUCGAUCGAUCCCUCCAAGAUCGCAACCGGUGGCUCGUCUGCGGGCGGCAACCUUGCGGCAGUUGUAACGCACAAGGCAUUGAAGCUAUCACCGCCGGUGCAUUUCCGUGCCCAGCUUCUCUCCGUCCCAGUGACAGACAACACGGCGACUGUGGACAGCAAUGAGUCGUACCGCCGAUAUGAGCAUACCGCGGCUUUGCCAGCUCCCAAGAUGCUCUGGUACCGUAACCACUACCUCCCCAAUGCGGUGGACUACACCAACCCGGAGGCAAGCCCACUCUUCUACCAGGGCGACUGGUCAAAACUGCCACCCGCGCUGGUCAUGGUGGGUGAGCUGGAUGUCCUGCGCACUGAAGGCGAGCAAUAUGCCGAGAAGCUCCAGAAGGCUGGCGUUGAGGUGAAUCUCCAGGUCAUGAAGGGGAUGCCACACCCAUUCCUGGCGAUGGAUGGAGUAUUGUCCGAGGGCAAGAGGUGCAUUACCUUGAUGUGUGAUGCCCUGCAGAAAGCCUUUUGGAACUGA
This is a messenger RNA of Penicillium lagena, 1008 nucleotides long. Its product is annotated as alpha/beta hydrolase. The record is from RefSeq and is a predicted model, not a curated record. The transcript is spliced from 2 exons. The coding region runs from base 1 to 1008 and encodes 335 amino acids. Gene Ontology annotation, molecular function: hydrolase activity. NCBI's taxonomy places the organism in Eukaryota, Fungi, Ascomycota, Eurotiomycetes, Eurotiales, Aspergillaceae.